Ilyonectria robusta is the source of this 1492-nucleotide messenger RNA. RefSeq names its product oxidase. The record is from RefSeq and is a predicted model, not a curated record. Bases 113 to 1429 code for a protein of 438 amino acids. NCBI's taxonomy places the organism in Eukaryota, Fungi, Ascomycota, Sordariomycetes, Hypocreales, Nectriaceae. The transcript has 3 exons. Gene Ontology annotation, molecular function: peroxidase activity.
CUGACACUGUUUCCGAGGAUUGCGGCGCAUUGCGGAUGGCACGAUUCUCCAACGUCGCUCUUUCAAAUACUACCAUAUUCACUUCUUACGCUCCUUUGCUUGCUGCGACAUCAUGAAGUGGCGCCAUCUUUUGUCUAUUCUGCCCUGCCUCGGGAGUGGCGUGCUUGGCUUCCCAGCCCAUUCCCACGCCCCCAUUACUCCCGAGGUGGCUGCGCGACUGUCAGUAGCUCUCGCCGGGGUUGUUCAAGAAUCGCACGACAAGAGGGUCCUCUUCGACCCAUUGACUACUCCGAUCGAGGUCACCGGCGACCACAAGUUCAUUGCGCCCGACUUCAAGAAUGGUGCUCAGCGAGGACCCUGCCCUGGCCUGAAUGCCUUGGCGAACCAUGGGUACAUCAGCCGGAAGGGUGUGACGAGCCUGACUGAGGUUACGGGGGCCAUCAACAAAGUUCUCGGAAUGGGGUUGGAACUCGCGACUAUCCUGGCCGUCAUGGGCACCGUCUUCGUGGGGAAUCCUCUGUCCCUUAACCCAGGUUUCUCCAUUGGAGAUACCUCCAGCGGCGCUCAGAACAUCUUGGGAAAUGUCCUUGGGCUUGUGGGCACACCAAGAGGCCUCAAUGGCUCGCACAACAUCAUUGAGGGAGACUCAUCCAACACCCGCGCCGACCUCUACAUGACCGGAGAUGCCUCCACCAUGGUCAUGGAGCAAUUCCAGUCUCUUUACGACAUGUCGUCUGGCGAGGGUGACUACAACUUUGAGCUCUUCACCAAGCGGGCCGGGACACGCUUCCAUGAAUCGGUAGCGACCAACCCGAACUUUUACUACGGACCAUUCACUGGCAUGGUGGCUCGGAAUGCAGGCUACCUCUUCGCCUGCCGCAUGUUUGCCAACCACUCUGCCGAAAAUCCCACCGGUCUCUUGAACAAGGCAACCCUGAAGAGCUUCUUUGCCGUCCAAGGUGAAGAGGGCAAGCUCACCUACAAGCGAGGCUGGGAGAGGAUCCCAGAGAAUUGGUAUCGCACUCCUGUCGACUACGGGUUGGUCCAGCUCAACCUCGACAUUCUUGCCUUCAUUGCCGAGUACCCUGAGCUUGGAAGCAUCGGAGGCAACCUGGGAGCAGUCAACACCUAUGCCGGCGUCGACCCGAGCGACGUGACCGGUGGAGUGUUGAACCUGACGAAGCUUCUAGAAAGCAACAAUCUUCUGUGCUUCGUCUUCGAGAUCGUCAAGACCGUAUCGCCGAAUUCCUUGUCUACCCUCUUCUCCAUCAUCCAGGUGCCUCUCGAUCUCAUCACGGACGCUCUUGGAGCAUCCAUCUUGAACCUCGGAUGCCCGGCGUUUAAUGACAUGACUGUCGGCGGAAAGAGUUUCGACAAAGGUAUCAAGAGCCAGUUCCCUGGCGCAAAGUGGUCCGGGAAUGUCCUCUAAUAUACCACGCUUCAACACCUCCGGCAACAGACAUUUAAUAUUCACCGAAGGGGUCAAAUUAGA